AUGGGCGUCAAAAUCCCCCGAGCUGAGCGUCCUGUGUCAGAGCCUGGCGUCGCAAAUCAUCUUAUCCCCCACCACGUUCAGGUCCGGUCAAUUCCCUACAAUUCUAUACACGCAAAUAAAGCCAUUGUAGCCAAUUCGACAAUUCUCGCUUCAUACCAACUCUGUAACACGCCCGAAGCCCUCAGCAUCGCGCUCAAGGAACUCGGGGACCAGGGUGGCAUUCUUUCCAUCUUGAGUCUCGGAUGUGUGACGUCGAUUUCCGAGGUCAAGAAUUCGGCCACGCUCAGCAUCUUCCUCAUCAACGUCCCUGCAUUCGAGAAAUACACACACCAGGGUAAUUCUUCUCCUCUUGCACCAGUAUUCUCAAACCUGACCAGCAAAGAGGUCCUCAAGGUCGAUUUUGACCUAUGA
Serendipita indica DSM 11827 is the source of this 411-nucleotide messenger RNA. Lineage: Eukaryota; Fungi; Basidiomycota; Agaricomycetes; Sebacinales; Serendipitaceae. The record is from the annotation of a GenBank genome assembly.